Molecule: messenger RNA, 1581 nt
Organism: Kockovaella imperatae
Lineage: Eukaryota; Fungi; Basidiomycota; Tremellomycetes; Tremellales; Cuniculitremaceae
Product: major facilitator superfamily domain-containing protein
Exons: 6
Coding region: 119-1549 (476 amino acids)
Biological process (GO): transmembrane transport
Molecular function (GO): transmembrane transporter activity
Source: RefSeq, a predicted model, not a curated record
GUUGGGCAGAAGCAGACUUGUGUCUGCAAAUCGGGCGACCCCUACAUCUCUUCCCAUUUUCUAUCUUCCGGUCCAUCGGACAUUUGUCAACACUCAUCGUCAAUAAUCUCUUUCCCCAAUGGGUCCCGGGCCACCGGACCCUGGUGUCAAUAGACGCUCGACACUUGGUGCACUAAUAUGUGUCUGCCUUCUGUCCGUCGGCAGUCAUUUCGGAGCGUACCUCCUUGGUCCUCUGAAAUCUCGCUUACAUCGUGAUCUCGGAACCUCUAAUAGUCAAUUCUCCCUUCUCAUCGCGUCAUUCAAUCUCAACUCGACAUGGACCCCACUUGUCGGUGGAAUUCUUGUCUCUCGCUUUGGCACUGCGCCCAGCUCCAUCGUCACGACCGGAUGCGUUCUUUUAGGUCAACUCAUCCUCCUUCUCGGCGUAGCCACAAGUCAUCUCGUUCUCAUGUCCAUCGGCCUGUUCAUCUUUGGCUUAGGCUUGACACCACUCAUGGUAGUCCAAGAAACUUUGCUCUCCCAUCUAUCCGCCUCUCACCAUCUCGGCUUUUCACUAGCUCUCGGUCUCGUUUCAGGCAAAUCCGCCUCCUUCCUCUCUUCUAUCGUCUCGUUACCCCUCGCAGACAAGUACGGUGACACUGCCCCCUUUAUCGUCGCGGUCGCUCUCUGCAUCGUCAGCUUCGUCAUCAACCUCAUCCGUCUCGGAGGCCACCAUCCCGCUCGCAAUGUCUCUUGGCCCGGUAUCGACGUCUUUGGAGAUGUUUAUUGGGUCUAUAUCUUUCUAAACUUACUUGCCGGGAGUAUCUGGCAGCCUUUUCUCCAUCUUUCUGCCGACCUCAUACAACAUCGAUACAGUGUCUCUGAACAAAUCGCCUCUUAUCAAGCGUCUGUUCUCCUCGCCGGAGCCAUCGUCCUGUACCCCAUUAUCGGUCGUCUUACGGAUUCCGCAUCGAAUCGAACAAUCCCAUUGAUUAUCACUUCCUCCAUCCUCACCUUGUCCGGGUACACUUAUCUCUCAAUACCUUUUUCGACACCUUGGCCCGGGAUGGUUCUCUUCGCCCUAGGUCACGGCUCAGCGACGCUACUACUCGUCAUUCUCGUCCCGCGAAUUCUUCCAUCUCAUCUCGUACCUCUCGGGUUGGGCCUGCACAAAAGUAUGGAAAUGGCCUCGUCGUCACUGUCUCAGACACUCGCUGGAGUUUGGCUCGAUCAUGCCAAAGUCAAAGACCCCACAGAGCGAAUGGGUGGACAAGUCUUACUCAGGACGUUCUGGCUCAUCAAUUUGCUCCAGCUGGCCUGUGCCCUAGGGCUUUGGCGAUUCGAUGGAUGGAAACGGAAACAGGCGUACGCACCGAUACCCCUAGAGGGGGAUGGUCAGGCGGAGGACGAGGAUGAAUGUGAUAGCCCUGUGCCGCUGGACGAUGGCACGACAGGUACAUCGCAGAGGCUCCAAGAGAGAGCUCGGAGUGUCUUGUUUUUCUCAUGCUGCAUAGGCUUUGUAGCGAUCGUCUGGAUCGUCUUCCUGAGUAUAGCAUGGAGGGAUUUAUAGCCAGUCUAUAUUAAUUAUUAUUGCCACUUGAG